Molecule: messenger RNA, 7272 nt
Organism: Pisolithus orientalis
Lineage: Eukaryota; Fungi; Basidiomycota; Agaricomycetes; Boletales; Pisolithaceae
Product: cell morphogenesis N-terminal-domain-containing protein
Exons: 13
Coding region: 168-7238 (2356 amino acids)
Biological process (GO): cell morphogenesis
Cellular component (GO): cell cortex; site of polarized growth
Source: RefSeq, a predicted model, not a curated record
ACCUACUUGUAUGUAGUAUCUAAUAUUUUCAACGGAUCACGCUGCCCUCAUCAUACUACGCUUGCCGAAGUACUGCAUACUCUUGGCAUAAUAGUCCCAACUUGGUCCCAUCAUACUCCAGCCGGCCUUUAGGCUUUUCUUCGAGCCACUUGUAGUUGGCGCGGACAAUGAGCUCGGAGGGCAUCCAAAUAACCAUCCCCGACCUCGACGAGGAGGACUUGUCGUCAACACCAAUUCCGUUUGGACGAGCCGGGGCGUUUGGUUUCGGCGGCUCAUCUAACUCUGGUCCAGAGCUCGCCCACAGUUUCUUUGGCACGCACAAUCGUGGUGACUCUCUCGCCUCCAACGACUCAUUUCUUGAUCACAUACCGCGUAAGCCUUUUGCUCAUGUACCACAACCGUCUAUUGCAGCGUCCACCAUUUCUGGAACUACCACUAUAAGUUCGACGACUGGUGCCGCUGCAAGCACCUCCGCGUCUCCGUUCAGCAAAAAGCCGUCCUUUGCAUCAAUCCGAAAUGCAUUCAAGUCCAGUUCGAAAAACAAUGCUGACGUGCCUCCUUUGCCGAGCAUCGACGGCCAGGUUUACCCAAUUCUGAAGAAUCCUUUCAACAGGUCAACGUCAUCGCUGGCCCAUUCAAUUACUUCCACUUCGAAGCAUAACACGACGAGCCCUCCACACGUGCAUCCUCGACCGCCAACGCCUGCGGGCGAGUCUCGGUAUCCCCGAUCGCUGUCCCGCGCCCGUGGACACUCGAAAGCGCGUUCGCAUCACUCUCAAUCAGGUUCUAUAUUUCAUAACUCAGACAAUGGUAGUGACCAUGGCCAUUCAUCCGGUCAUCAUCCACCUAAUCACGCCUUUACUUUUGGCCAUCCACCUGCAUCACCACCACCAGUUCCUCGUGUCCCUGAUGGACUCCUAGCUACUCGUGGCGAUAGUCCAGCAAUGUCGGAUGAUGAUUUCUCUGUGGGUAUCAGCGGAGGGAAAAGUCCAUCGGAUUAUGCGCUUCAUGCUGUGUUCAUACGCUUUGCAACACUUGCAGAGGCAAAAAUUGAUGCUUUUCUACAUGAAAGUCUGAAUACCGAUCCUGCUCUCACUGAUUACUUUGCACCGUCCCUCGACCCUCAGUUUGACGAUUUAUUGCGGUCGUUGGCUAAAAUCGCACAACGGCAUGCCAAAAAUGUAGUGGAGGCUAUUACGCGAUGGCGUCGUGGAAUUGGUGACUUGUCAGGUGCUAGCGGUGCAAGUUCUACGCGGUCGCGAACGGCGGAGCACCGAUCCCUUGCUGUUAUCUACAUUAUGUGCAGAGCACUGAUCUCGGUCCUUUCUUCCUUGCCUCCUCAAGCUCUGGGCGAUACGCUUGGUUACUCCCUAGAAGAGACUAUUUUCGACCAGUUCAAGAGUCCUGCAGCAACUUCAAAUACCAACUACCGAUCAUGUACUGAACUUUAUGCUGUCGUCUUGGGGUGUCUUGCUAGGAUCAGAUUUGUGAGUGUGACUGAUCGUUUCCUUAAUGAACUCGCGCCAGUCGCCGGUGGUCAGGUCGCGAAAGACUCGGAUACCAAGUUUGAGAAUUUGGUUAAAGGCUUACGCCACGUGCAGCUCAAGGUUUGGCCACCUGAAGCUUUCGAAGAAGGCGCAGAAUUCAUGGAGUCGCUGGCGAAGUCAUUCGAAAAUGCACAUGGACUCCGUUUUAAAAUCGCUUUCGCAGAAACGAUCGUACGGUUACUCCAUCCCAUUGGCAAGACUGCACAAGCGGAAGUCAAUCAUCCGCUAUGGGGAAAAGCCAUCGAAAGGAUCUAUCCUCGUGCUCGAGAAAUGAUGGGAAAGCCGCGGUAUUGGCAAGCGGCGUACCCGCUCGCGGUGACAACCCUAUGUGUUGCCCCACAUCAAUUCUUUCUCAAAACAUGGACAGCUUGUUUUGAGUAUGGAAUUGGAAAACUCAAGGAUAAACCAAGUCGUAUACCGAUAAUGAAUGGCGUAGUGCGCUUGAUCUGGACUUAUCUCUUUCGAUGUCAAGAGUCCGCCUCGACGAGUACAGCUAAACUCGAUACGCUGCUCAAACAACUAUUCCCUCAAGGACGGGCACUAGUUUAUCCCAAUGAAGAACACCUGGAACCAUUCAUCUGCGUCAUACAUUUUGUACUCUCCAAGUACUUCGACUUUGGUCGUGAUUUCUGCAUGGAUCUUUUGCAGGAAUCCUCCGGCGUUUUGGUCCCUGAGAGAGUUGCGGUUGCGGUGCAAGCGACUUUGCUUACCCUUCACGCCGUGGAGCGCGAAGAUCCGACGCCGACAUGGCCGUCAAGCUCCGAUUUUUCCGCUGUGCCAUCUUGGGAUGAUUAUCCGUCGUCCUCGGACACAUUACCAUCGGCCUUGCUGUCCAAACCUGGCGUUCAGGACUUCUGCGAACGGUUUGGUGCGGCCAUCUCUGCUAUUGCACAGUCUUGCUUCAAGGCUGUUGGCCGCAUGUCCGUCUUUGAUGAGCAGUGGGCUCUUUCCCGUUUAUCUUCAACCGGUGGCGGUACUUCCUUUGAAGAAUCGCAUAACGUAGUCAUACGACGACAUCCAGAGGGAGCAGUUGCAUACCCGAGUCAGCUGGUCUCUCAGAUGAGCAUUCUCCAGUCCUGCUUCCAAUCUUGGCCACGUUGUCUUCAUACGCCGUCGCUUUCCCUUCCAGAUGCUGUUGAUAUGCUGGUACGGGGUGUGAUACACGUAGAGCCUCGGGUUGGUGAGGCGGCUGGUGCUGCCCUGCGACGAUUGAUGAAGGAUGCACGUCACGGUCUUACCGUGUUGAAGUGUUUCACGACCUUAUUGUUUGACCCUAGGAGUCUCGAACGCGAGGUGGCUGGUAUCCGGAUGGUACUCGAGAGCACAAGGUUAUUGAACCUUUGGACAAGCAUAGUCGACAACUGGAUCUCGGGGUUGACUCACGGAAAGAAGCUGGACGCUGUAGGAAACGAUUUACAGACAAUUGCAACGCAAGCACGAGAUAUCGCAGCUGGCGCCCUUUUCCUGCUGUCAUACGAACUAUCAUCUAUUCGGUGUAUUGGUGUUAAGCUAGUGCGGUCGCUGCAGUCCUUGUUCGCUACUCUCGCAUUAUCAGAUCCAAGUCUGGUAUCGACACAGUUUUCAACCCUGUUUCAGCACAACGUCCACAACAAUUUGCAAGGCUUUGAUGAACUUCUGGAUCGCGCUGAAUUCGAUCGUUUGCAGCAGUGGAAGAAGUCAGGCAAACCAGACGUUCUCUUACGCAUCGCGGAUAGCAACAAUGACAAAGACCGCAGAAUCUGGCGACACAUAUAUCCAUCCUUCAUGCAUUCCUCUCAGUCGCUUGCACCUCACCUGGUUUCCGAUUGCAGAGCUAUCGUCGAAGCUGCCGUAUCUCGCUAUCACUCUACUAUGUUACAUCUUGCCGGGAUAUCUGGCUUCAGCAAUCCGUUCACAAUCCUCUCGGGCCUUAUCAAAGAGAACAUGCAGCUGAUCGAUCAGUGGCACGUUUGGAUUAAAAUUCUCUCAUCCACGGUCACAGUAUCUGAGGGUCGCCUUGCCAUGGUGCAUGCAGGCAGGGAACAUUCGCGGGUCCCAUCAGACGUUGGCUUUGAGCGAGAGAGAACAUCCACUUCUCGGAAUCUAUUCAGGCACCUGACUCCGUUCUUGGACUCUGAUUACGCUCCAUUCAGAGACUGCUGCUAUCUUAACUCAUUCGCGCGUCAGUUCUACGACGAGAUCAGGCCGAAAAAUGGCUCAUCAGGUUGGACCGGUCGCUCUCGUCGUCAAUCGAGACUGCACUCUGCGGUUGCGCGUAUCUACUACCUCACCGCACCGCAUUUGCAACACCCAAACUUGACGGCCAAGCAGGACGCGCUCUCCCAUGCUCUGAAAUUCGUCAGAAAUACUCAAGCAUUUCUCGUGGUACCCGAAAAUCGAGAAAACUAUGCCCACCAGCGCUUGCGACGCUAUUUUUGUGGAUUAGUUGAACGCCUCUUUGAUGCUUUGGCAGGUCUGCCGGAUUCAGAUCGUUUCACCCCUCCCAACAUCCACAUCACGCUUUAUCGGCUAGUAGAGGGGUGGUGUCAGUAUGGUCCCCAGAGCGAGUCUGUUAAACAAAGGUUUAUUCUUAUGCAAAGAGCCGCAGUAGCUGCAAACAAUGACCCACAAAUGGAAGUCGCUGAACGGUUCCAGAACGAGACCAAACUCCUGUCCAAUGCAACGAUUGGUGCGCUAGCAGCGCUUUGUCAAAAAGCUUGCCUUCCCCAAGAUGCCAUGGAAUCUACGUCUCCGACUGAGCGACCUCCGCAAGACCUCAGAACUCCCGACCCGGGACAACUAGUCGAACGCCUCCACGCCGUCUUUGAAACUGAUCACAUACAUCUAAGAGCGAGCGCGAGGAAAGCACUGAAGUCUCUACUUACCUUACCGCAGCUAAGCUCGACCUUCUUGAGUGACGUCAUGCGCCGCAGCUUCUGUGAUCCGACCACUUCCUCUUUGACCGCUACUACAUUUUUCGAAGUUGUCGCGGAUGUAGUUUGCGAUACUCCGGACCAUCCCUUCACCUUUCCUCAAAUUGUCACUCUAGGAAUGGCAAACCUCUGCCAUAACGAUAUUUCGAUCAGACGGCGUGCUUUCGAUAUCCUCGUUGCCACUCAUGAACGUGCCUCGGGUGUCAUAGCUAUGGCUGAGUUUGAGACGAUGAUCGUCAAUCCCGCGCCGAGCGUGUACUUGCAGACUCAUCGGCUAAUCGCCGAAUGUAUGGCCGGGGAGCAUCCUGCCCAAGCUCAUGACGUCCUUGCGGAAGUUAGCGCACUCCUUCUGCGGAUACAUCACGGUGGUGGCGGAAGGGUGUCUCAUCUUAUGCUUCAGAGCUUGGAACAUUGGGUACCACAUCUCCACGUGCAGGACCAGGACCCGCACUCUUUACAUCUCACCACUGAUGGGAGCUUCGCGGUUUACCACUUGCUCACUCUCACCAAAAGAUACAGUGACGCGGAACCGGAACAAAUUGGUGCAAUAUGGGCUAGUCUGGUAGAAGUUCCAGACCCCCGUUGUGGACGUGCUGUCGCCUCAUUCCUAGUUAACGAAUCUUCCAAAGUGGCCACGAGAUCCUUUGUGAAAUGUGCAUCCGAGGUGAUAGCAUGUCUUUCGAGGUCGGCCGUUGGUGUCCAGAUAUUCGAAGAGCUGUGCAGUAUCUGCGAGCCCGAGAGAAUGCUGCCCACGCUUGACCACAGGCUUAGACACUUGGCGCCGGCUGAAGUCGAACUGUGGUCGGAUUUAGACGUGUUAUUCGCCGACGACCAGCCGAGAUAUUUCCUAGGAUCUGCCCAGUAUGCAAUGCUGUUCAUUGGUUCGACGGCGCUGGAGCGGCUAUGGACCUAUGGCAAUGAGAUAUCCGCCAUCCUCUUGGCUGUCCUUUCCCAUAUCGACCACCGAGUGCCAAUGCUGCGCGCUGCGGCUCGGCGUAUGCUGUUCCAGCUAACGAGGUCUUGCAUCCCAUGGUACCCGCCUGCCACAGAUAAGGUUGGAGCUCCCAACCGAACAGCACUACUUUCCGUUGUUUCCGCCAUGGAGGGUAGGGGAGACUCCCUAUUCUGGACUGAUGAAGAUCCGAUAGACGUUGUCAACACUCGCAUGGAAUACGUUGUGGACCAGAUACUUUCUGUCAUCGGACUCUUCGUACCAGACUUGGCAUCCCAGCUAGGCAAGGUUGCCAUCGAAUACUUGGACCAUUGUGUAAUCCGCAGCAUUGCCAUGCGGUGCCUUCAGGUCUAUCGGUGUUUGAAGCUCCCUCUUACCCAGGCUGUUCUUGGGCAUAUCCUAGUUCGUUUCACUACCAUGGCCGGAGAUCAAGAUUCGGAACUUCAUCCGGUCAAUGCAGAGAUCAUAACAGCGAUUACCGCUUCGGUUGUUGCGGGAAACUAUGAGCCUGCACUCCUUCCUAAAAUUUUCUGGACCGCUGCAGCAUGCCUCAUGACUGUGGUGGAACGGGAGUUUGUAGAAGCAGUCAAGCUCCUAAUAGCCGUUCUCUCUCGGCUUGACCUGGAAGAUGCAGAUGUCGUUGGGUCGCUCCUGUUCCAGCAACCUGAAUCGUGGAAUGCUUCAAGCGGCCUACAAACCUAUUUGUUGGGUGGCAUGCGCUCGGCAGUGACAAUGCAAGACACAUUUACUGCUUUGCUACAACUAACACGUGUAUCAGACUCGCGACUCGUGGAGCCUUCAGAGCGUCGCUUGUGUGAGCUCUUCACUCUAUCCUUACCCUGGUGCCUGCGAGCCAUGGUGAGCGACAAUCGUGAUGCAGCACUCGACGAGUUCUGCACGUGUAUAGCCAGACUAGCAGAGCAGGAAGGUCGAGACUCCAUCGCUCGUGUAAUGACAUCACUUGUGAAGAAUCGUUUUCGGACCAAGGAUGACUUUCUUCGGCAGUCCGCGGCUACCCUUCGUGAGCACUACGCAGCACAUUGGACUAAUGUCUCAACGCUACUUCUUGGCCUGGUCCUCAACAAAGAGAACUGGGUGCGCGUUCACACCAUGCAGGUGUUGAAGGUGUUCUUCGAACAACGCGAUCUGCGGAACGCGUCACACUGCCUCACUACGGAACACCUGAUGCCGUUGCUUAGACUUGUUGAAGGGGACCUAGCAGCGCAGGCACUGGAUGUCCUUGAAGAACCCAAUAAAGUACAUGGCGGGCCAAAUGCGAGACAGGUCCUACGUAUGAGCAUGCACGGAGCUCUCAAUCACGGGACCGUUGACGAGGGCGAGAUAUUUGGGGUCCCCGAGGAGUCCGGGUGGUCCAUUCCGCAUGUCGACACGAGACGUACCGAAUACCGACACAACCUGUAUGCGGUCGCCCAAACGUGCAUUGGUUCUUGGCGCCCGUCUCUCAUUCGGUUGGAAUCCCGGGGAAAUAUUGUUUCGUUUACGGACGGAUUAGAUGAGGACUUGGGCGUGCUAGUCCAGGAUUUGCACGAUUUGAGCGAGUUCUUCCAGAAUAAUAGAUCUCAGCAACAGGUUCUCCUUCCAAGCCAGCAACUCGAGGAGCGGGUCGCAUCCAUCAUUGCACGUUCCACUGGGGAUUCUGACGAUGCGCCCCACACGCCGUUCGCAGACGCGUUCCAGAUUGGCAAUCUACACUACUUUUCCGACGAUUCUGCCGAUGAUAGUGGGUCUGAGUCAGAAUUGGACGCAUUUGUAUUCGAUUCCCCUGCUUACCAUCGUGAAGGACCAAAUGGUACCCACCUUGGCUAGUCAUACCAUUAGUACCCAUAUGGACCGGCAUUGG